Messenger RNA from Aphidius gifuensis, 684 nucleotides. RefSeq names its product protein dj-1beta. NCBI's taxonomy places the organism in Eukaryota, Metazoa, Arthropoda, Insecta, Hymenoptera, Braconidae. Gene Ontology annotation, molecular function: protein deglycase activity. Gene Ontology annotation, biological process: guanine deglycation, glyoxal removal; protein deglycation, glyoxal removal. Gene Ontology annotation, cellular component: nucleus; cytosol. Bases 22 to 588 code for a protein of 188 amino acids. The record is from RefSeq and is a predicted model, not a curated record. The transcript is spliced from 4 exons.
AGUUGGAUUUUGGACAAUAUUAUGGAAACAAAAAAUGCAAUUUUGUUGUUGGCUGAUGGAGCUGAAGAAAUGGAAACUGUAACAACAGUUGAUAUACUUCGACGAGCUGGGAUUGUCGUGACAAUUGCAAGUAUCACUGAUUCAAUGACAAUAAAAUGUAGUCGUGAUAUUAAAAUUGUUGCUGAUUGCAAGCUUGAUGAUGUCCAAGACCAAGAUUAUGAUGUUGUUAUAUUGCCAGGUGGACUUGGUGGCUCUAAAGCACUUGGUGCUUCUGAAAAAGUUGGAAAAUUACUGAAACUACAGGAAAAUAAAGGAAAAAUAAUUGCAGCAAUUUGUGCAGCUCCAACAGCUCUUAAGUCUCAUGGAAUUUUUAAGAACAAACAAUUAACAUCUUAUCCAGCAAUGAAGGAUCAAUUGACUGAUUUUUAUCAAUAUUUAGAGGAUGAUGUUGUUAUUGAUGGUAAUUUGAUCACCAGUCGUGGACCAGGUACUGUUUAUAGUUUUGCAUUGGCAAUUGUUGAAAAAUUGCUUGGUAAAUCAGCUGCAUUACCAGUUGCUCAAGGAAUGCUCUAUAAAAAUUACCAAUAAUUUAACAAUCAUGUUCAGCUAUUGACAACUAUAUUGGAUUUAAUUUUUGUAUAAAAUUUAUAGUUUUGUCUGAAUAAAUAAUAUAUGAUUCAUCAA